AUGGCGCCCCAACGCCCCGAAUUCCUCACCCAACUCCAGUGGGACACGCUCGUCGCCAUCGCCGACGGCAUCAUCCCCAAACUCACCGACGAAGAGGCCACCAAGAUCCUCGUCGAACACAAACGAGCCGCCUUGAACCCUGCGACCGACGCCGAGAUCUUGGCGUUUCUCAAAUGUCUGCCCUCGGAGAAUACGACCUUUUUGACGCUGAUCGCGGAUGUGUUUGGGAGACGAUUGCCCGAGCGGGCUUUGGGCGAGCUUCGGCUAUUGCUCAACAUCUGGACAUCUACCCCCGGCGGCAUCCUUCUCAAUGGCACCCUCACCCCGCUCCAUGCCAUGUCCCCCGCCGACAAGGAAAAGACCAUCCUCGGGUGGUACAACUCGAAACUCUCCCCCAUCCGAACUGGUAUCCGAGGAAUCUCCCACACCCUACGUUUCUGCUGGUUGAGGUCUUGUCCCGAAUACUAUCGCGCGGUCGGGUAUCAAACGCCUGAGAGUCCGAAGCCUGCAGCCGAGGGGGAGGGGGACGAACAGGUCCUGCGAGCCAGGCGGGAGUUGUUGGGCCGGGCAGAGAUGGGCGAGUUCCAGGGCGAGUCGCUGAAGACCCUGCGCACACAAACGCUCGUCAUAGGAUCCGGCUCGGGAGGUUCAUCGUUCGUCAAUUCGUUCGCCAACCGACUCUCCUCUCACCCGGACCUCAUCAAGGGGGGACAGACUCAUGAAAUCCUCGUCCUGGACAAGGGCUCCACCUACCUCCCCCACCCUACCGGAAAAUCCCUUGGGACGACCGAAGCGCAAGGUUUGGACGGGUUGUACGAAGGAGGCGGGGUCGUCGCCAGCGAAGAGAGCGCCAUCUCGAUCAUCGCCGGAUCGACCUGGGGUGGAGGCAGUCGGGUGAAUUGGAGUGCGUGUCUACAGACGGAUAGGAAGGUCAGGGAAGAGUGGACGAAGGGGUUGUUGGACGAUGUCGGCAAGAGGAAGAAGGGUGGGGCAAAGGAUCCGCAUGGGAGGUUGUUUUUGGGGAAAGAAUGGCAGGAAUGUAUGGACGUCGUCGAACGGAGCCUCAACGUCCAGACCCCUCAACGGUCCGACCACAACCCAGCCAACCUGACCCUCCUCGAAGGUUCUCGUCAACUAGGCUACGCCUGCAAGUCCGUCCCUCAAAACAUCUCGGGCUCGUUUGCCGAUCACGCUCGGUGCGGGGCCAACUGUACGAUCGGGUGUCGCGGUUUCCUCGACGGCGAGGGCAAAAAGGGCAAGAUGAGCGGGUGUAGGGUGUUUCUCCAACCUCGUCUCAAAGCCUCGAGGGGAGGGGAUGGGGGUGUUGGGUCGAUCAUCCGCGUACAGGGGUUGGAUGGGUUCGAGAUCGAUCGGAUCGUCUUCUCAGAGCCCAAUGAUGCGUCCGGGUUGUUAGGUCUAGUCCCGGGCACUACGGAUCGUCGAGCGAUCGGGGCAAUAGGGACGUUGCAGGACCCAGAGACGGGGAUCAAGGAGAGGCUGUUGGUCUUGGCCGACCGGACCGUCGUCUCCGCAGGAACGCUGAACAGCCCCGUCAUCCUCCUUCGGAGCGGUCUCAAGAACCCCAACAUCGGCAAGAACCUUCACCUCCACCCGACCCUCAUCGUCCAUUCUCGAUGGGCCGAAGAGGUAGACCCCGUCCACGGUGGGAUCCUCACCACCGCCAUCACCGAAUUCGACAACCUCGACGGGCUCGCCCAUGGUGUCAAGAUCGAAGCCAUGGACAUGAUGCCCGCCUUUGGGAUGGCCUGGCAACCCUGGUCCGGAGCUGCCGAUUACCGUAAACGACUCUUGGGUUUCAAGCAUACCAUGGGGCAUAUCGUGCUUUGUCGGGAAAAGGUUACCGGGAAGAUCUGGGUGGACGGCAAGACGGGUCAGAGGAAGAUCAGUUACGAGCCUAGCAAGUUGGACAGGGGGCAUAUCAUGCAAGGUUACUUGGCGCUGGCAAAGUUGCUUUAUACGAUGGGCGCCCUGGAGAUCUGUACCAAUACGACGGGAGGACCGAUCUGGCGCCGCUCGGCUGACACCAACAACCUCUCGUCGACAUCAAGCUGGGCGGACGACGAGACCUUUGUCGAAUUCCUCCGUGCGACCGACGCUCAUGGCAACGAGCUCGACCGGACGGGCUACGGGUCGGCGCAUCAGAUGGGUACCUGUCGGAUGGGUUCGGUCGCUAGCAAGAGCGUCGUCAACGCCCGUGGAAAAGUCUGGGGGACCGAGGGCUUGUAUGUGGCCGAUGCCAGCGUCUUUCCCAGUGCGAGCGGGGUGAACCCGAUGAUCACUACGAUGACGUUUGGGGAAUGGAUCGGGAGGAGGGUCGUCGAGGAGAUGGUCGAAGAGGCCAGGGACAAGCCGGAGCGGGGCGCUCAUCAUUUGUGACCGGGAUACCUUUUGAGGGUUUCACUUUGAGAGUUUCAUGGUUUUGCGAAAAAGGUCGGAGUUGUAAAUGUUAAAAAAUCAAGCCAAGCGGGAAAAUUCGACGAUGAUGUAUACAAGUGGGUGAAUCGGUAGUCUUUAACUUUUGUAAACAGGCC
Filobasidium floriforme is the source of this 2552-nucleotide messenger RNA. RefSeq lists its product as uncharacterized. The transcript has 4 exons. NCBI's taxonomy places the organism in Eukaryota, Fungi, Basidiomycota, Tremellomycetes, Filobasidiales, Filobasidiaceae. The record is from RefSeq and is a predicted model, not a curated record. Bases 1 to 2397 code for a protein of 798 amino acids. Gene Ontology annotation, molecular function: flavin adenine dinucleotide binding; long-chain-alcohol oxidase activity.